AGCACACUGACCUAUAAGCAGUGCUCUGCCCAAGCUCACUGAAGGAAGCUAGUUUUAGCCUUCAGACAUCUCCUUUUUCUAAUUAUCCUUUAGUUCCAGCAUUCUGCUCUGGAUCUGGUGCUAUCUUUCUGCCAGGAGAGACAGAGUGAGAAUGAAAAUACAAGAUAUUUGAUGACACUAUGUUUCUUAAUUUCGUCAGUGAGAGGAACAAUGCCAAGGACAUCGACUUCCAGGAUGUGAUCAAACUACCUCUUCUUCUCUGACACAGUAUAAAUAGGAGGGAUUUUAGUGAGAACCUGGUCAGAAGAGAAGCACUGUUUCUCACACAGUAACUCUACCUGAGAGCAGACUAUUUAUACUCCAUAACCCCUUUACAUCUAGGGCCAAGUGCAACUCCAUCAAAGUCAGGACUCCAAAAGGUAAGGAGACACAGCCUCUGCCUUAAGCCCUUUGAGACACAGUAUUAGCAAAUGGUCCAGCUCUUUUGAAUGUAUACUUACUGAUUUAAUAAUUUCAUAUAAUAAAGAUAUAUGAAACAUUGUUAGCAAGUUCAGAUGAUAUUUGCAUUCUAAUGACAGCUGGUGAGCAUGUUAAUUUAAUCACUGUACAAUCUGUACCUAGGGCAGCAUGGCUGAAAGAGAGACAAGGUUUUAUUGAGGAUGGUUUAUAUUGUUAAUCUCUGAUCUUUGAAUUCUGGCACAGCUUACUGUAAUGUCACUUGUGUAGCAUGCCAGUUGUCAUCUGUAACUUCUACGGUAUUGCAAGCCUUCCCGUGUAGCAGAAUAUAUAUUUAUAUACAUUAGAACAAACUAGAACAAACUCUUCUUUGAUUCAUCAAUUGGUUGUUUCAAAUAAAAUCAUACUGCUACACUGCAAAUCCAUAACUCAAUCGCUCUCUCUCUCUCUUCUCCUUUCUUUUUGCAAAUCCCUUAUUGCUGUCUGCAGUGCCUUUUGGAGAUUUCUAAAAUGUAUUUUUAACAGAAAUAAAACUUGGAAUGGGAUAGUGGUUCUUGUUUUAAAUAUUAUUUUAUGUGGUAGCAGAUAUUUUCCACACUGUGACUUAACUCUUUCUCUUCUGGACUAAUGUGAUCAACUGUUCUGGCAUAAGUAUCCUUAAACUGAGAAUGAUUGUAUAUUGCUGUUAAGUGGAAGAACAUGAAUUUUAUACAUUUUCUGAAACUUUUUUUAUGUUGGAGACACCGACAUAUUUAUAAAGUACAAUAAUUGUACAUUUUAAAUACCAUGUUCAUUCUUCAUCAACAUCCAUGAAUCAUAAGGGUUUGGGGGAAUUGACAACCAAAUGUCAAACUUAACAAAAUGGUCAAGUUGCAAAAAUUUACCAACAUGGCAUUAUCCAAACUUUUCAUUACAAUUCACAGUUUAGCAGAUAAAUCCUGAAAAGUGAUAUACGAAAUUAAACUCUGUUUUGGUCAAAGAUCUGCUGUGUAAGCAGUUGUGAUAUCCUUCCAGAUUAAAUAUGCAUUUAUCAAGGCUGGGACGGAUUACAGUUAAGAUGAUUCAUAUUAUGAGCAGAAGUUUUCCAUAAAACAUAUGCUUAGAUAAUGGUGUUCCCAUGGUCUUGGGGGAAGGGGCAUGUUAUGCAGCAUUACUAGAUUUAAUUCCUGUUGGAUAAAAAUGGUCAGGACUGUCAUGAUCGCAAGGGGUUUACCUAACUGUGGUCCUGUAGGGGGUUAACAUUAUAUCCUAAGUUUAGAUAGUAUUUCCAUCUGACACUAAAAUAUUUGUGCAAAUACCAAGGGCUUCUUGGGGUUUAUCUGUCUCAAUGAAUAACUGUUUCACUGCCACAAACAGCUAUGCGUUUCUCUUUGAAAGAUGUUAUGCCGUUUGGAGAUAUGUAAAACGCUUUAUUCAGGAUUUAGAUAUUACUGAAGAAGGAAGCAACAAGGCAAUCCAAUGUUUACCAAGGGUGGCACACAGAAUGAACAUUUACAUAUGGAGGAAUAGUUAAUAUGAACGUAGUUUUCACAAUUCCUAUAUUUACAGACAGACCUGUGUUUAUGUGUGUUAUCCAAUGAAAAACAUGGAGCGUGAGGGGUGUGGUGGAAUAGCCUUAUAGUGUAGGUAAAUACUUACACUUUUCAUACUGAGAGGAUAGCUGUAUGUGACUGGCAAUGUGGCUGUAUGUGACUGGCAGUGUGGCUGUAUGUGACUGGCAGUGCGGCUGUAUGUGACUAAGUAUAUGGCAGUGUGGCUGUAUGUGACUGGCAGUGUGGCUGUAUGUGACUAAGUAUAUGGCAGUGUGGCUGUAUGUGACUGGCAAUGUGGCUGUAUGUGACUGGCUAUGUGGCUGGCAAUGUGGCUGUAUGUGACUGGCAAUGUGGCUGUAUGUGACUAAGUAUAUGGCAGUGUGGCUGUAUGUGACUGGCAGUGUGGCUGUAUGUGACUGGCAAUGUGGUUGUAUGUGACUAAGUAUAUGGCAGUGUGGCUGUAUGUGACUGGCAAUGUGGCUGUAUGUGACUGGCAAUGUGGCUGUAUGUGACUGGCAGUGUGGCUGUAUGUGGCUGGCAAUGUGGCUGUAUGUGACUGGCAAUGUGGCUGUAUGUGACUAAGUAUAUGGCAGUGUGGCUGUAUGUGACUGGCAAUGUGGCUGUAUGUGACUAUAUGGCAGUGUGGUCUGUGAUUGGUAGUAUACUCUGUCCAAUCAGAUUCAUGCAUACUUCAGAUUGCAGAAAGAUAUAUAUGGUGGACUGAACUAUGAUUGGUAGUGUACUCUGCCCAACCAAUGAUUCAAACUACAAAAAUAUGGUUCAAGGGACUGUGACUGGUGCUAUACGUGUCAGACAGAAAUUUUCCAAAUCAGCAAUAUUUGUGUAAAUGUUGCCAUUUGUAUUUCAAUUUACUGCAAUGCAGAGUUUAGUGAAUAAAACCUUGUGUUAGGCAUUAACAACUGCUGAAACUAUGGAGAUCAAAGAUCUUAUUAUACAGCACAAUUAUCUUGUAACUCCCUUAAAUCUUCCUCCUGUUGUUGAAUAACAUUUCUGAUCAUUCUUUCUCAAGGAACAAAGUCUUAGUAUCCCUGUGUUUCUAGUUUCUUGUGCAAAAUGUGAUUGGGAGUUCCUAGUAAUAUAGGCUCCUCACAGGUAUUUCUAAAAGUUGUCUAUUGCAUUUUAUGAACAAAUUCAGGAAAAUGUGUCACCAUGGAAACCAAUGGAAUGUUCCCAAAGAUUAUUUACUUUUAAAACAUUUUAGAAUAACCCCUUAUACAAAAUGCAUAAUUCCAGUGAGAGGGUUGGUUUCAAGCUGCAGUGGCACUAUCAAUUAUUAUGGUUAUGGGUGAGAUUCAUAAUGGGUUCAAGUAAUAAGAAAGUUAGUUUAAUGAAUAGUCACACUAGCUAUUAUUGGUCACUGACACAUAGGUUUAAGACUUUGGCCUGGCCUAUUCCAUGCUAAUGUAGGAUCUGAUAGGAAAGAUCUGCUUCCCGUGCAUUGCAGAACAGAUAGCUACAGGCCAUUUCACAGUGAUAUUCUUCAGCAUUAGCAUGAUUUGUAAAAAAUGUUUUCUGUGUUGGUGUUAUGGGGGGAAAAAAAACGACAAAAAAACUAAGUUUAAAUAUUUAUAACCAAGAAUGGCAGCAAACGGAUGAAGCACCAGCUGGCUGCAGAACUCUUUCCAAGUACUGACAGAGGGAACAUAGCUUGUUUAUUUGUUAAACCCCACUCCCCUUAGCACUGGGGAGUUACGCAAAAAGUAUUGCACUGCCACGGAGUUUGAAGGAGACAAAAUUAUUUAGUGGCCCAGGAGUUUGGUUUCUGUUUGGAAUGUGCAAAGUCCUAAAAAAUGCAUUUGAUUGAAUCUUGUGGAAAAUAAAUACUUUUUUUUUUGUAUAAAACGGAAAAAAAAAAUAGUCUUGCAAAAUUGCUUCAUCCAUUUAUCUUCUCCCCCAUAAAACAGUGGUGAGAUACUGUUGAGGAAAAAGUAUAGGUAUAAACUUUGCAAAAACAGUGAAUGGAAAUACAAUAAUAAAAAAAGGCAAAUGUUAUAAUUUGCUGCAUUUGGUAUAAAUUGUUGCAGUCAAUCAUGACUUUUCCUUAACAUUUAAUGACAAUGCUAAGCUUAUUCCAUAAAUCACUGCACAUCAACUGAGUUGUAGUUGUCAGUUUUCUACUGUACAGGCAGACUGUAAACUAGAAUCAAGAAAUAAGGAAAUUCACCUCAGAGAAAUUCCUCCUGGGUAUUAAUCAGUUAACAGGCUGAUAAAGGUGAGUACAACAUUUAACGCUUUACGAGGAAAUUAAAGCUAAAUAGUAAAGGAUAGGUGUAAAAUGAUUUAAUUGGUAAACCAGCAGGCUUUAUUAUCAUUGCCUAACAUGUAUAACCCAUAAAUGAUUUUAUCCAUAUAGUUAUAAAAAUACAUGGAGUUGCGGUCAACAGCUUAAGGUCUCUCAAUUGUCAAACAUAGAUAAGUACAUCUGUCUCAAAGAGUAGAUAUCCAAAUUACAUAUAGUCUAGUUAAAUUUCCAGAUAAUGGUCCAAUUUGAAACCGUGGUACUAUGUGGUUAAAGAGGGAGAGUUUAAUUAAAGGAUCACUGUAGUGUCAGGAAAACAAAGCAGUUUUCCAGACACUAUAGUGCCCUGAGGGUGCCCCCACCCUAAGGGCCCCCCUCCCGUGGCACUGAAGGGGUUAAAACCCCUUCAGCAGCUUACCUUAAUCCAGCACCGGGCUCCCUCGGCGCUGGUGACCUCUCCUCCCCCACCCGACGUCAGUGGUGGCGAAUGUGCACCAAGUGCACCGCGCGCAUUCAAAGUGUCUAUAGGAAAGCAUUUCUUAAUGCUUUCCUAUGGACGCUCUGCGCGAUGGAGGCGAAAUGUGCCUCCAGCGUCGCAGAUGCGCCUCUAGUGGCUGUCCGGAAGACAGCCACUAGAGGCUGGAUUAACCCCAAAUGUAAACAUAGCAGUUUCUUUGAAACUGCUAUGUUUGCAUCUGAAGGGUUAAAACCAGAGGGACCUGGCUUUAACCACUUCAUUGAGCUAAAGUGGUCUGGGUGACUAUAGUGUCCCUUUAAGCUGUUGACUGGCUUGGAGCAACACCGGGGGACCGUAAACUUCCUCAAAUGUGUACAAAAGUGCAUUAUAGUGUUUGGAAUGCCAAUAAAAUGGCACUGAUAUUAUGCAGAAAUGCAUAACUGCAAAAAUGCGUGUUUGAAAUGUAAGCCGAGAGCGUCUGUGCUUAGUAGAGAAACGGCGGCUUCUGUUAAAAAUGACCAGUUACUUGAGGUAUUGUACUGCUCUUAAUUCUAAAAAAUGUGAUUCAAAAUUUGGGUUAAAAUCCUCGCAUUUAGCAUUCCUAAAACCCCAACACAUUCUGUGUACCACUAUAUAAUAUCUCAAGGUAUACAGUGGAAAUGCAGAGAUACUAUUACCUUCUACAUCUCUGCUUAUCCCUGGGAUGAGUAAUAAGAGAAGAAUUUGGCUGCAGUUUAACAGUUGUUUUUGUGUAUUAAGGAUUUUUUGGUUAGAACAUCCCUUUACGUCAUGCGGUUUGGAGCAUUUCAAAAAAGUAUUUUUCUUUAAUAUAACUGCGAUAAUGUUACAUAAACUCUACUACUUGAGGAUGCUGGCACCUCUUGAAGUUUAUACAACGGCAAGAAAGUUAUCUUGUAGUUUUGCUUAGCAGAGGACAUUUGUUUACUAAGCAAGUCUCUAGAUAUGCUUUUUGAAAAGUAAAAUUCACAUAGAUUGUAUUAAUAUCGAUAAAACUGAGAUACAACAGGUCAAAGAACCAGUGUAGCAAUGAAUAGGUUUAUUAGUCCUUUAAGCACUGUGCAAAAGCAUGUGACCGUUAUCCAUCCCUUAGCUAUAUCUGAAAUAGACGUUUCUGAGAAAUCACGACUUUGGAUGGUAAUUCUUCUUGGCACGUCCAGGUUUCUAAUGUUGCAUUUAGAAAUUUAUAUAUUUCAUAUAAUUAUCCUAACAUUUGUCUCUUACCCUAUGUGAGUCACCUUAAUGAUUGUAAGAUUAUGGCUUAUUCACAAUAUGUGACUUUUGAAAAAAGCCCUCAAUCUGACCUUUUUUUUUUUUUUUUUUUAAUUCAGAAUAAUCAUCAUCAUCAAGAAAAGCUUGAUUUUAUCUCAUCAGUCUUAAAACAUCAGAAGUGUUUAAACCAUGACUUCGGCUCUAACUUGGCUUUUUCCACUUGGUGUUCUGUUUGUCCUGGUCGUUCACUGCCACUGCAUGUUUCUGCCCAACUCCACCUUCUUAGAGGAUCUUCUGAUCAGAUACAAUGAUGAGAUACCACAUUCCAGAAGCAGGCGAGCCAUUGCUAGGUCGGACAGAGAGGAGAUUCUGCAACUUCACAACAAGCUCAGAGGGCAGGUUCACCCGUCUGCAUCCAACAUGGAGUACAUGGUGAGUCCACAGAAAUGUCACCAUUACAUAAACGGUCAGAACAUAUGCUUUGGAAAUUACCUGCUAACCAUGUUUAUCCAAUACAAAAAUAAGCUAUAUAUUUUAAUUAGGAUACCACAAAAGAACUGUCCUUUUACAUGCGAGCUGCGCUAUAAACAGUUAUGCCUUUUCAGAUCCACUGAGUUUUGCUGUUACCAUAUGGUCAAAUCUUGGUGGCUGGGAGGUAAUAAGAAGAACCUUGAUCAUAAAACAUGAUGGCAGGGAUCUUUUUCUUUAGAAAGGCUGCAUGUUAUAGACUUAUUUUUUUCUUUGCUGCCAAUCACUGAUUGAGUGGAAGUUAUUAACUAAACUUCCGUUUAAGGUCACUUUAUUAGCAUCUGUGUUUAUGGUAACCUAUGACCCAUAACCUCAUCAACAAUAAGGUCAGUGAUAGACACACAGAUCAAUAAAAGGAAACAAAUAAUGACUUGUCUUGAACUACAUGUUUGCAAACAAAAGCACUGACUGUAAUUGUGAGGGCUUGAUGUCUCUGUGACAUUUUCAACAUCCUCUGGGAUCAUACCUUAGAGAAACCCAUGACUCUGAAUUUUAUUUUAGAACUUUAAAUUACUAAGCCAAAAGUAACAGUAAGUCAAAGCACUUUCAACGUAGUCUAAAUGAUCUUUCUUUCCUGUUAAUAAACUCUUUAAAAAACAUGCCAUUUUAGAGUCCCACCAGAAGUCUUUAUCAUUUUCUUAUUUCAUCAAAGCAUAAGUAAAAAUAAGUGUCUGACGGAGAUGUAGCAAAUUUUAAUAUUCAUUGACACUGCCCGUAUGUCCAAGCCAAUUACCAAUGGCAGUCAGGAAGCCAAUUUGUUAAACUGCUUACUGUAGUGAUACACCUCUUCUUUUUAUAAGUAGUCCAUAUAGGAAUAUAGGAAGGGUAAACUGUGAGUAAAAAAUGGGGUAUACCAUGGAUGUUUUAAACAGACACAAUGAGUCUCUCUGGGGCAAUACAAAGUGUAUCAACAUUAUAUGCCAUAAUUUAUUUUUAUUCUUUAUUUUCAUUUUCUGUGCAUAAAGAGUAAUCAAAACCCACGCUGAAUGCCAUAAUCAUAGGAACAAGUGGUUAUGUAGAUAACAGAGUAGUACACGUACAUGGCAAUUAUGACAGUUUUACUUUUUGAGUGGGCUAUGCAGUUUUAAGGCUCUGUCCAGCUUUAGAAUAUUGAUUAGGUACUGUGUGGCGUUGCUUGUGGUAGCAUGACUGUAUUAUUCUUAGGGUAUUGCCGUCAGGUGAGGGUUCGCUUGAUAGGGCGGUCUAUUUCGAUAGGUGUAGUUGGGAGUACUCUUGGGCGUUUUUAGUGCUUGAGGUCGCGUCUAUACGUAGCUUUGUCAGGUCGUGGGACCCUGGGUAUGGUAGCUUGUUAGUCCAGUGUAGUCGUGAUUUGCUGUGGGUAUGCUAGGGUGUUUGGGGGGCGAGGGUAGUGGCCUGUGCCUAGUGGUGUUAUAAGCUCGCAUACCGGGUUAUACCUGGCGCGUCGCCUGCUCACAACCAAGCUGACUUUUCCUCAGUCCUAUAGGGGCUCCGGGAAGGGGGGGUGGGAGGGAGAGUAUUGUACGUAAUACGUCACCGGAGUUUGCUUUUCAGGUCUCACCUGAGUAGGCUCGGAGAGUCUUGUCGGUUGGUAGGUACACUUAAACAAUAAACAUGAGAAACAUUACAAACAAGAGAACAUAAAAAGUGGUAUGCUUGUGUGGAAGGCUCAGCUGUGAGACCCUUUAGGUCUGCCUGCCACAUUUGCUGGCAAUUGCGUUUGAGUCCAGCCAGCAUGUCUUGAAUGUCCUGUUUGGAUGCUGGGCACCUAUCCCAUUGGUCUGAGGGGUCCCUUUCUGUUGUGGAUGCAGCCAAGCUGUGUGGGGAGCAUAAGCCUAUGUCCCACUGUGGCUGGGGAGCGUGUGAGGUCGGUUUUUAAGACCUCCGUCCCAUCUCCUCAGGGGUGUAGAUGUCUGAGGUAGAGAGCUGUGUGCCGGUCUCAAGCCACGUUGCUAGCUCUCCGACUAGGUCUUGCGGUCGGGCGCCCAUGUGGUAGGCCACGGUGCCUCGUGCUCGGCUGAUAUCAGCCGGUUUCUGCCCUGUAAAACGGCGACCGCUCCGUUGUGCUGCUAGGCUCUGCCCCUCAAGAGUAUAUGCUAUUUUAUUAUUACGUUGAGAGCAAUACAUUUUAAACUUUUGAUUCUAAAAGAUUUUCUCACAACAAAGUAAAUUGUAGACAUUGGCAAUCAACAAAUAUUUUGGCCAAAAAAGACAAAUUGGAAAAAUAUAGUGCAAUAAAACAUAUUUACAAUAUGGUAUAUACAAAUGAUGUAAUGUGGUAGUCAAUUCACUGUUUAGAUAAGAAACAACUUUUGUAGCCACAUGUCACUUAAAGGUUUACUCCAAACACCACAAUCACUUCAGUGGUGUAAAGUGAUCAUAGUGCUUGAAGUCCAUAUGUCCAGAAUCUAGCUAUUAAACGCUGCAGAUACUAAGUUUAAUCCCUAUGCUGCUGGACGACUUCAUUAGCUGGCCUGGAACAAGAGUUCCAGGAGGCUAAUGUUAAUUCUGCAUAUAUUCAUAUGUACAGAAUUGCCCUUAUUGGCUGAAAAUGAUCAGUUGACACUCUCAGCUAAUGAAUGGCUGGUGGGAUCAAACACUGACUUCAGAAGCUCUGCAGAAGCCAGAUGCAUGUCAAUGGCCACUGAAGGACCACCGGUGCCUUCUUUCCCAUGUCAUUGUAACGGACAGGGUGCUACUUGGUACAGGGCUAAUCCAGGUAGCAUUAAGCCUUAAUUGUAUUCCAUUUUCAAAUCUCUACUGCUUGAAAACAUUCGAAAGAAAAAUAUAUUAUAGUUCCUGUCCCCUCCUUUGUUCAUAGCUUUACAAUCAAUAUAACUGGGCACUGGACUGAGCAAGGUGCUGAAUCUGAGCCAGUAAGGAGAUUUAUUAGAAGGACAGAUGCUCUAAUGCUGGCGAGAGUGUAAGGAAACCUUCUUUGGAGUAAACACUAAAUAUAUUGAAAGGAGAAUGGUCACUUCCAUUAUUUUUAUUACUGUAUUGACUUGUUCCUUAUAAUUUGCAAAUAUGUUAUUCUGAGGUCUGAAAAAUAAAAUUAAAUGUACAAAAUGCACAAAUCUAUCCUAGAACUGGGUACUACCAUCUUGGUUCUCCGUCAAUCAUUGUUAUAAAUGUUGCUCUUUUGUGCAAUUGAACACAGUGGAAAAACUGAAAAAAUGCAAGAUCCUCCUUUACAUUAUGUGCCCUGACUGUGCUUGGGCUCAACUGGACUGUGAUAACUUGAUUUCAAUAUACAUUUUAAAGAAAACAAAGCAUGACAUGAUAACAAUGGUUAUCAGUGGCAGAAAGAGGAUCCAGGAACUCCAAGUAUCUUCAAUUGUAUUUAUUAGGACAAGUGAGACACCACAACGUUUCGACUCCUGAAAGAGUCUUUGUCAAGCAAUGAUAAAAAUGGUUGACAUCAGUUAUUGGUGUUAACAGUGUUUUAUUCUAUGGUGUAAUUUCCAGGCUUGGCUUCACGAUUUUAGCAUGGCACCCUUCUCCAUUACUAAAAAGUUAACAGCACCCAAUUUCCUACUAGCUCCACUGAUGUAAAACUUUCUGUAUGCUCUAAAUAAUUCUUCUCUCUAAUGCUAUUUUGGUAACAGAUGCUUUAACGUUCCCUGGCUUCUAUAGUGUUUAGGAUGGGGCCAGAUUCAGAUGAAGAACUCACAGACAGAACAAGAAAGCACAGAAUAUUUGGGUUGGCCAGGGAUAUGAAACUGCUGAAAUUACACAGUGUUCACUUGUGUUUACUUGGAGGAUUGAUGGGUAAUGUUUAAUUUUGACUUGCUGAAUGUGCUUUUCUCGUGGUUUUAUAGGGGAUUUUGUCAAAAUGAAAGGGUUUUGUUUUCUGUUCAGGUUAAAAAAGAAGUUGCUUAAAAAGGUGUGACUUGGCACAAGCAUAAUCACUCGUAUUUAUUAAUAUGUAAAUACUGUUGCCAACUGUUGUAAGUUCUAAAUAUAUGCAUGCUAAAUAACCUCAGAAGAGCCUGGCUCUAUGUCUUGUGUAUAUAGGGUUCAUGUUAUUCUCUGCCUACCUGAUCGGGCUCUAAUUUUCUUUCACUUCAGCUAUUUUGGUCUAAGAUUAGACAUUCUUCUUGUCAAUUCUCUGCAUGCCUGGACCAGUGGAUAACAUCCGUAUGUGAGCAGGGUAUUUAUAAGCCUAGUCUGUCGUGGUAUACACUUACAUGGGGCUUGUUUAAAAUGCUCUAUGCCAACACCAAUCACCCUUGGUACAGCAGAAAAGAACUGUACUCUUGCCUUUGACUGAUGUCUUAUGGGAGAUCAAUCAUUGCUUACCCAAUAUUUUAGCUGACUUUUGUGGUUACAGAUGUAGAUUACAGAGAGAAGAUCUGUGAUAUAAACAUAGCACCCCCACCCCCAAUUUUCUUUCCAACUGUCCUAUUGUAUAUACAUUGCUAAAAGAGUAUUAAAGAAAUUCAAUUUCUUUUGUCUAAUACUUGUGAUAUUGGUGAAGUAAAAUUCAGGAAUGUUGCGGUUUGCUAUAAAAUAAAUAAAUAUCUAUAGUUCUAAAGCAUGACAAACGUUCUCUUUGUGAUCCAAUUGGCCCCUCUAUGCCUGCCCUGACUGGCACAAUUAAGUGAAACAAACCAAAUGUAUACUAUGAAGAUUCAUUAAUUUGAGAGGAGAUUGCUUUGUGUCCAUAUCAAAGUCUGCUGGAUAAGUGUAAAAUUUAAAGGUUUUCUCAAACGUUUCACAAAUAUAUUCAUAAUUUAUCCUGUCCUUCACCUUAUGUAUGUUACUCACUGGUUAAUGUUUAUUAUAUUUAAAUAAUAACAACUUUGUAUGACUUGGAGCCACAGAAUGAAGCAGACCCCUCCCCAGCACCGCAAUGGUUAAAGACACAGUGGAAAUAUAUCUAAACAAACUCUGUUAAAGUUAGUUUAUUGUAGGUAACAUCUGCAGCCACAAAAGGUAGCAUAAGUGCAAGAAAGCCAUUCAUUCUGGGAUGAUGGAAAAGUACAGGCAGAGGACAGCACUGGCAGCCCGACCCAGAAUGUUUGCCAUCAAAAAGUACAGCCUCAGGACCUGAUUUCACGGUCCUCCUAAGUGACCUCAAGUGACUUUAAGAGAGAGAGCAUUUUAGGAGAGCCCAAGCUGGCGUCUAAGUGGUACAAUGCCCAAAUCCCAUCUAGCACAGAGUUCAGAUUUGCCUUCAAAUUUUAAAAAAAAAACUCAGCGUAUAAUGCACUCGUUGCCAGCAUAAACAAAGAUCUGUGUUAGAAGGAGCACAAUUAAAGCUUUUAAUAUACUCAGGUACACAGUAACAAAUAUCCUUUCCUAUCUUGGAGCAGAAAUGUCCUGCCCGCAGAUUUCUACACAAUGUCAUCAAAUAUAUUUUCCUUAUGCACCUUUUCUCUGGUUAUAUUUACCAGGUUUUUUCAAAAUGUAAUAAAUGUUUGAAAAGAAAUUAACUUAGUUGGUGGGUGCUAGAAAUCCAUUGAAGAAAACAGUAAAUAGUCCAGUAUUCCUGAUAUAACAAGUGUAUUUUAGUGUACAGCAGCAAGCUUGUUGGUCAACAUGUUGCCAUUCUUAUAAAACACAUGUGCUAUAGUGGAGGAGGGUUGGGCCACUAUUCCUGCACUGUAACUCAAAUUUCUAUUGGCUAGAAAAACAAAUCAUUGUAAGUCUGCAGCAAAUAGCACACCUGCCACAUAAACAGAAAAACAAUUUAAACAGAUUAGCAAAGUGGGGAGUUGAUGUACUUGAAGUGUAUUUGUUACAUUUCUUAUUGAUGUGCUGUUUUUUCCCAUAAGAAGCAAAUUUCUGUAACUGAAAGUUGUUCAAGUUCAGCGCAGUUUAGUAUGUUCGCUUUUUUUCUGUUGUGUUUGUAUCUAGUGUUAUUGUUCCUGGAUAAUGGUGUUAACCCCCUUCUCCCUAUGGGCAUAGUCCACAGAGUUCAUUCCUUUGUAGAGGCCUGUUUACAUGUUUGGCUGUGUAGGUUGGCCAUGGCUGAAUGUAUAAAUCCUUGCUGCAGUGAAAGUUAAAUUAUCCACAUGGCCUCACUCACCCUCUUAAUGGAAGUCAGAUGAGUACCCAGCAGGGCGGGCUAUAACAGUGGUCUGUGUUAAGAUAAAUUAAACUCAAAAAUACUGUGUCGCUGCGGGUGACUUGUAUUGAAGUUUCAGCUUUAACGUGGAUUAAUACAAAACAUUCUCCGGCCAGACAUCAUGCUUACCCUGCAGAGAAAAGACUUUCUGGGUCAUCUCCCUGCACCUCUAAAGCUAUUAAAACCAUCUGCUUUGUGAUUUUAAAAUGCUUAUUAGUUCUUAAGUCACCGCAAAGGUGUCUGAUUACUGGGCAUAGGUGCAGGCAGGGCUUGGUUCGACUGAUCAGAAACUUAUAAGACAUGCGAUUGCACGUGCUGUGAGCAUGUGACUAUCUCUGGAAGUCAAGUCAUGUGGGGGUAAAGGAGCAGACAUGGAUGAAACAUUUCUGUACAUUGUUUUAUUGGAUCUUAUACAUACAUACAUACAGCUUAUGGUAUGAUAUAUAAUGGUGCACUGUAAAUGUGCUAUAUAAAGAAAUAAUCAUUGUAACACAUAGUAUUGACAUUGUUGCUCUUUUCUCUUUGCAGACAUGGGAUGACGAGCUGGAGAAAUCUUCUGAGGCCUGGGCGCAAGAGUGCAUCUGGGAGCAUGGCCCAGCCAGUCUGCUCAUGUCAAUUGGGCAAAACCUUGCUGUACACUGGGGAAGGUAAUUAAUUGGAUUCUACUGCAUUAUCAGUGACCGAUUAAAGCAACAUGGCAAUAUAGUUUAUACAGCCAACCAAAGAAUAAUGAGUCAUGUGAAAUGUGGUGUUUAAACUAAUCUAAAAUAUACACCACAACUUGAGAACCAACGGUUGCCUAUCUCUACACAACAGAAAAUCUUCCUUUGAUAGUGGAGUUCAGAACCCCACGUUCUAAUAUUGCCCUUUCUUUCUGAUCUCAGAUAUAGGUCUCCAGCAUUUCAUGUCCAAUCAUGGUAUGAUGAAGUUAAAGACUAUACAUAUCCUUACCCACAUGAGUGUAAACCCUAUUGCCCAGAGAGGUGCUCUGGACCCAUGUGUACUCACUAUACCCAGGUAUGUUAUAUUUUGUAUCAUCUACUUCCAGACAUGUCUAACAGCCUCUUGCUCCACAUAUUCUGAGUGCAACAGUGAAUUUCCAUACUAAGAAGGUUUCAAGCCAGCAUAUAUCACUGAUCAAGAUUAAUAUCUACUUAUUGGUCAGUCUUUACGUAUACCCGUCUAUCUAUCCAUCCAUCUCAUCCUGAACGGUUCCUGUGGUUUAGAACACUCACUUAUAAUUAAUGAAAGGCUGUCCUCUCCUGAGAUAUUUAUUUCCUUAAAACAAAUAUAUUUUCAUUUGCAGAUUGUUUGGGCCACUACGACCAAAGUAGGCUGCGCAGUGAAUGUGUGCAAACGGAUGAACGUAUGGGGCGAGAUAUGGGAGAACGCAGUUUACCUGGUCUGCAAUUAUUCUCCAAAGUAAGGGCCCAGUAAGGUAUACUCCUUAUAAGUGCUUAUGCAGUGUACGUGGAAUGUUCCUACCUUGGCGUCAGUGAAUCCCCCCCUUCCGCAGACUUUACAGAGACUUACCACAUCAGCCAUUGAUGACCCCAGUAGCCAGAGAUGUGGAAACUUCCUGUAUUAACCCUUCAGACCCCUGGAAAAACAAACAUUACAUAGCAAUUUAAUAUGUGUAGGUAAAUGAUGUGUUCGAUAAUUACAACAAAAAAAAGCACAUUUACUGGAACCUUAAUAACACAUUCAGAGAUAAUGAAAUGUCUUUCAUAAAUGAUAAAUCAUAUUCUUUAACUAAAGUUAAAUGGUUUCUAGUGAAAAGAAAAUGCUAAUCUUUUUGGCUUUUCAUCUUUUCAGUUUUCUUUAUGCUUCAAAGCGUCCUACUAUUCAUUCAUAAAGGCAAAUCACAGGUUUUUCCCAUCCGUGCUGAGAGCUGUCAUCAGACACACACUGGAGGCAUUCAUAACUACAGGGCUUUCAGUUUGUAAGUCUGAGGCAGUGGUAACACAGAGAGCAUUUAUGACAGACAUAUAAGACAGACUUUCUUCUUCUUUUGCUAAAGGGGUAACUGGAUUGGAGAAGCUCCUUACAAGAAUGGGAGACCUUGCUCAGAAUGUCCACCAAGCUAUGGCGGAAACUGCAAGAACAAUCUCUGUUACAAAGGUAUGGGUAAUGGCAAGGAAUAAUAAUACAUUUUUUGCUUCUGGUGAACUCUUUAAUCAUCAAAACCAUGCCAUCUUUAUGAAGGUGUUUUAGUGCAAAGUCCCUGCAGUCUGGCAGUAAUGUAGAAUUUCUAUUUAAUAUAGAAAAGGUAGGCACACUUAGUCAAAUGCCAUAAAAGUAUAAGAGCAAACACAAAGAAACGAAAAAUAGGGUGCACAUUCAAAAAGCCUUCUUCCCCCAAGGCCCUAAAUAAUCUACAAACAAUAAUGAACGAGGAGCACAACCAUAUAAAUGAAAAGCACUUUAUUAAUUGGGUCCAAAAUAGCAGGUAUCCCAAGAUGCAUCCCACAACAAAGGCCUUAGCAUUCAUAUCACAAUACUCAUACAACAAAUAUACACAAUGUAUCACAGUCACAAUUAUGCAUGGUAAACAGCUAAAAAAGAAUAGUUCUAUUCCAGAUACAUAUCAUAUAGAUACCUGAAAAAACUGCCCAACUAAUAAUACAUACCAUGAAAGAAAAUUAGAAAUAGUGAGAAGAGGGAGAAAAUCCCAAAAAUGUAAAUGUAAUGUAAAACUUCAACAUUUGGCCAUAAACAUGCCUUUAGCUGUUAUACUAACAGCCACUACAGGAACUUCGCCGGGAAGACCUUCUAAAAUCAAAGCUCUUUAAGUAAAGCGUCCUUAUGCCAUCAAGUGAUGUGAAUGCUUUUAAAAGAGAAACAGUGGAUUCAGUACUUGUUUAAGAGAAAGGCAGAGAGAGUGGCAAAAACUCCCUUAGGCUUCUCUGUGAGAAACAGUGGCUCAGACUGAGAUCAUCCUGUCAAUGUGAUCUAAUCAUGGGUGGAGCAGCACAUGGCAGAGACUAGUUUAAAUUUUAUUUAAAAUAAAUUCUUUAUUUUUGCAGCACAGAGAUUAGAAUACAGAUCAAAAUUAUAAUGGACAGAGGCAUAGAUAGAAUGGACAGAGACAUAGAUAGUAUGGUAGAAAUACUGCACAUUUUUUCCCUUUCUUUUUUUGGAAGUAAAUGAAAUAAGUAAACAGUAGGGCUAAUAAACAGAAUAAAAGUACAGCAUGCAACUUCGAUUAUAAGACCCCUAGGUCCCACAGAAACGCAUAAGCAGCUGGAGGAACAAAAGAAACCCUAAUGAGAAUGGUACUAUGCCCAUAGAGAAACUCUUCCAGGCCCCAGACAGAGAUCAGCCAACCCCCAUCACAGGCAGGAUCCAGUCCUGAAAUUUAGAGGUUUGCCCGGUUCCAAUAUUCCAUACUUGGAGAAUACAGCCAGUCAGCCACCAAGAGGCUGUCCAACUUAGAUAUUGCUCCCGGGUUUCAAGGGGACACACGGCAUCCGUCAUUUUCAGUGUGCCGCUCAUAAUAUGGACUUAGAAAAUACGUCCAGCCACCAUGACAGUGAGGUCCUGUCCCCGAGGGUCUACCUUUUAGCCGCCUAUGCUAUAGAAAUUUUAUUCUAUAGCGAGGGUUGUCCACCGAGAAGUAGAUAACAUUUUUUAUAUUGAACCAUUAAGUAGUGGCUUAAUCAAUGUAAACCUGGAACAAUUCUGGGGUAGAACACAAAAUAUAGAGUAAUCAAUAGAAAGUAUUUUUAAAUAAAGUUAUCAUUAAACAGGUAGAAGUUCCCUUCAUAUUUCUGGUGGAAGCAUCUACAGAUGUAAAUAAAUUGACUUUCCGUGUGACUCAAACGCUUCCCCAGAUAGUGUCAGAUUGACAUAAUAAAUAAUAUUGUUUAUUAAGGCUUACUUAAUUUAAAUUCAUAUUUUAGAUCUAUUUACUUUGAAACUUUAUAGUUUAAUAGUUUAAUAUUAAAAAUUUCUUGAACGGUUAACUUGGUGGAAUUACAAAAUACAUCACAAUCAAUGACAUUGGAUACAACGUCUUAUACCUUACAAUCCAGUGAGCCAAUAGCUCAGUACAUUAAUGUGACUAGCCAAAGGUAUAUAGUUGCCGGUCGAAAUUAUGAUGUGCCAGUGAUGUCAGGGAAACAGUCUCUUUUCAAACACAUCUCUCCUUUACUCCCUCUGGAAGUGGGAAGGUGUGAAUAAGCCAGAGCAAUUCCCCUUCCACAAAGUCUGGAACAGUUGCCACAGUAUAUUUUUGAAAACCAUCCAACUUUAAUACCCAUUUCUUUGAAUGGGUGUGAUGAAAAGCUAGGGUAAAUUGUUUAAUCAGCUGUAAAAGCCAUUAGUUAGGAGUCCUGAACCAUUGCUCUCAAGACAUGGCCAACAAAGGGGGGGAGGGGGAGAGGGGAAGGGGAGGAAAGCUAAAAACUUCUAGAGAAUUCUUGGCAUUAUCUAAAAAAAAAAAAAAAGAAAGAAAAAGCUGCCCAGCAACCAAAUAUUUAAAUAUGUGAUUGAUAAAAAUUGGAAUGACUAGUGCACAAUCAGACUUAAACCUUCAUCAUUUGGUGAUUACGUGUUAUAAAGCACUUUCUGGUUUCUCAUGCAUUUCCGUUUAAGUUAACAACCACACAAUAUAUCAAAGUAUGCAAGGAUUUCAGUCAUUGGACUAAUUAACAACCAGCAUUCUGAAAGAGGAAUAGGAUGUUAGGCUACUUUGUAACUCAACUGUAUAUUUCUUCAAAAUAAAUACUUUUUUUUUUUUUUAACAUAUCGCAAAGAUUCCUCAUAAUGUGGCAAUUGUUAAAGGGAUACUAUAAGCGCCAGGAAUAAAAAGCUGUUUUUCUGCUACACUAGCUCCCUCUUCCUCCACCGUGUCAACCCGCCCAAUGUCCCUCAGCGCUGGGCCGACGCUCAUCCCCCUCCGACAGCCCACAAUGAGCGGGUGCUAAUGCGCAUGCAAGAAAUAGCCGUGCGCAUUAGAACUCCCCUUAGGAAAGCAUUGAAUAAAUACUUUACUAUGGGACAAAAUCUGAAGCUGGGUGUCCUCUUGCAGAGUGUAAGGACCAAAGGUCCAUUUCAAACCAGUAAGCCUUCUUGUGGCUGUCUGGUAUACAGCCACUGUGGGCAGACUUAGAGCUGCAAUGUAAACAUUAGUUUCUUUGGAACUGCAAUAUUUAACAUUGCAGCACUAUGUGCAAAAGGGACACUGCACCCAGACCACUUCAAUGAGCUGAAGUGGUCUGGGUGCCUACAGUGUCCCUUUAAAAAAACAAACAACCAUUUAUUUCAAUACCAGACCAUAUGAAGAGACUAAACCAGUGGAAGAUCAAGCUUUCAUGCAGGAAAUUAUGAAAUGUGAUGUUUCGGUUAGGGAUCCUAACCUUUCUCUUCCUUCUGUUUUUCUAAUUUCUACACUUAUGGUUUUUCACUUUCUUUGAUGCUUAAAAGUUUUAAAAUAGUUAUGCAAUACUGUAUAAACUAUGCAACCACUGAUAUGUGUGAUGUAUGGACAUGUCACUCUUUUUAACAUAUUUUUACCAAAAAAAAUAUAUAAAAAUCUAUAUUUCUUUGUGCAACUAACUUUUUAACUGAAAAAUACAUCCAUAAUGAACUCAACAAGUUUGGUUUCAUAUGACCUAUUGGUACGAAAACCUAUCAAUGUACUAUAUAACGGAUUUGGAAAGUCCUCAUAUAAUCAGGCAGUCUUUUGCUUAAGAACCUAGGCACAUCAGAGAGUCAAAGAUAAGACAAUAUCAGUUUAGUUUUUUUAGAAUUCAACAACCAACACCUUCUAAAAAAAUAUACUAUUUUUCUUGAUAUUCAAUAACUAUAUGAAAAGUUUACGUUUAAAUUCACAACUGCUGUUUAUUUCUUUUAAAAGAAACAUAGUCUGGAUUUCAUUUGGUUAAAAGGAUUAGUUUAUCAUGGCUAUAUAUUCAUGGAAUAUCCAGUCUUAAUUAGAACCUCUCUAAUGUACAUCAUGGUAUUAUGGAUCCAAAUUAGACCGUUCAUAGGAGAUUUGCCAAAGAAAUGAUCUGUCUAAAACAAAUACAACAUGUACAGUGCUUUAACUAUCUCAAUGUGGAGGCUUCCAACUUUAUUCAGCAAAUUCACAAAAUGCUCUAAGCCAAACUGGUAAUAAUGUGUAGGUUAUCGUUACUGUUUUGAGUUAAGGACAGAUGAUUUCAGAUAGCUAAAAACAUUUAACCAUUCAUUUUUGAGAAGUCUAGUUUUCAAACUUAGUAAUAGUGUCAAAUAAAUCUUAAUAUAAAUCUCUUGUCUUUGUAUAUCCCAGGAGACAAACGCAGUGGAACGUUGGAAACAGAUGAAGCAAAUGAAGUGGAAUCUCCUCGGGUGCCAGAGGAAACGCAUGUUUGGGUCCAUGAGAAAAUCAACAAACCGAAAGUUGUGCCAAAAACUACACAACCAUCCACAGAAAGCUUAAUGAGUAAGUAAGCCCAAAAUAAUUAUUGUUCUAAUAACUGAAUUCCAAAACAUUAUAUAUGUUUGUGUUCAUAUUUGGAACAGAGAGAUAUUAUAUGUUAAAGGCAAAACUGAAGAAAAUUUUUACAUGAGCAAUCACAAGAGAAACCAUCAGCGUAUUGAUGGCUCAUGGCAACAAAUACAGUUUAGCUAAAAAGUUUGUAUAACCUGGCAAAAAUUGGGAAAUUUUGGCAUUGAUUUUGAAAAUAUGACUGAUCGUGCAAAAAUUUAUUUUAUUGAAGGAUAGUGAUCAUAUAAAGUCAAUUAUUACAUAGUUCUUUGGCUCCUUUUUAAAUCAUACUGAUAACAGAAAUCACGCAAAUGGCCCAAAGGUUUACAUACCCUUGAAUAUUUGGCCUUGUUACAGACACACAAGUUAAAAUGGAAAUUAAAGGUUAAUUUCCCACACCUGUGGCUUUUUAAAUUGCAAUUAGUGUCUGUGUAUAGUCAAUGAGUUUGUUAGCUCUCAGGUGGUUGCACUGAGUAGGCUAGAUACUGAGCCAUAGGGAGCAGAAAAGAACUGUCAAAAGACCUGCGUAACAGGGUAAUGGAACUUUAUAAAGAUGGAAAAGGAUAUAAAUAGGUAUCCAAAGCUUUGAAAAUGUCUGUUAGUAUUGUUCAAUCACUUAUUAAGCAGUGGAAAAUUCAGGGAUUUCUUGAUACCAAGCCAAUGUCAGGUAGACCAAGAAAGAUUUUAGCCACAACUGCCAGAAGAAUUGUUCGUGAUACAAAGAAAAACCCACAGGUAACCUCAGGAGAAAUACAUUCUGCUCUGGAAAAAGACGGUGUGGUUGUUUCAAGGAACCCAAUACAAUGAUUCUAGAACAAGAAGAAGCCUUUACUGUGCUAGUAUCACAAAAAAGCCCGGUUACAAUAUGCCCGCUAACACUUUGACGCACCUCACAGCUUCUGGUACACUGUAAUUUGUGACUAGACCAAAAUAGAGCUUUAUGGUCACAACCAUAAGCGCUAUAUUUGGAGAGGGGCUCACUGAUGUUUUUGGGGGAGCACUAAAGGCACGGGAAUCUUGUGAAAAUUGAUUAAUUCUUCUGCACAAAGGCUGCGCGUGGGGCGCUCUUGGAAUUCCCAGCAUGGCAUCAUUGUGUUGCUGUAUAUGCCUAACAUUGUAUGGCUUUAUAUAGAUGGUGUCUUGGAGGAGAUUUACCCCUUUCUGCCCACAUGGGACACAAAUGAUGUACCUGCAUCAGCUUGUUAAAAAUGUAAUUUAAUAUAAAACAUGAAAAAAAUCUUAGUAUAUUUCUGUGUUAGAAGAGUCUCCAUUAUCCUUUUAAAGCAUUGCUGCUAUGGUAACCAGUUUAUUGUGUGCAGUUGCCUGGGGCCUAGCCUACCAUUGAUUGUUUAUUGCUUUGGUUUACAAUAACUAUGCGUAACCACUACCAUUCCACAGGCUGUGGCAGACAUCUCAGAUGAUGCUUUGCCAGCUGGCAGAACAUCAUGAGAGGUUAGUCAGCAGCGACAGGAAAAGCAGACAUUGCUGGCAAGUAAUUUAGAACACUGACCUGUAGAAACAGAUACUUCAUUAAAUAUCACACAAACUGAUCAUAAGUUCAUGCUUGAUAAAAUGGAAGUGUAUCUAUGCUCUUCUGAGAAUAUAAGAUAUAUUUAAAUACUUGUCUAUUUAUUAGUGGGAAAAUCUAAAUUAUUUAGCACACUUGCAGCCUUUAGAACGUACAGACCUAACGCUCAUGACUAGGGAGAUGUUUUUAUACAGUAAAUUGCUAUACCGCGAGGCAGCGCACAGGCUGCUAAUGUCAAUAUUUAGCAUUUCUCUAACGUCUCAUUUCCUUUCCCAGCUCAAGUGAUUAAGUGUGAAACAAAAAUGAGAGACAAAUGCAAAGGAUCCACCUGCAACAGGUAUUCCUUAAUGUAUACCCAGUAAAUAUGUUUAUAUAUCACUCCCAGGGGUUUGUUUUUCCUAAGACACAUAUUGACACUGUAAUUGGCAGCAGAAUGUUAAUGGACCUAGGCUGUUUAUAGACUUGGCCAAACAGAGGUCUUCUCUAAAUUAAGAUGUCAUUAUGUAUUGCUCCAAUAAAAACCUGCCAUCUAAUGUACGUAAAGUAUGGCAGAAACAUCUAAACAAUCUGAGGAUGACAGGACUUUUCCAGUAGCUACAAUAUUUAUUGUCUUUCCCACCAAUGAAGUGUGAAAAGAUUGUUAAUAACUAUAUUUACAGUGCUAUAUGGUGAUUAUAUAUCUCAUAUAUAUCAUAACAAUACUAACAAAAUUACCAUUCACUUGUGAAAAGUAAACAAGCUAGAAAGAAAAUUUUGCACAUGAUAUACUUAACCCCUUAGUGAUCAGACCGUUUUUCAAUUUUCUUUCCGUUAAGGACCAGGGCUGUUUUUACAUUUCUACGGUGUUUGUGUUUAGCUGUAAUUUCCCUCUUACUCAUUUACUGUACCCACACAUAAUAAAUACCGUCUUUCUCGCCAUUAAAUGGUCUUUCUUAAGAUACCAUUAUUUUCACAAAUAUAUAAUUUACCUUAAAAUUUUUUAUAAAAUGUGAUAAAACACUCUUUCUAACUUUGACCCCCAAAAUCUUUUACAAAUCUACAACCGCCAAAAAACACCCGUGCUAAAUAGUUUUUAAAUUUUGUCCUGAGUUUAGAAAUACCCAAUGUUAACAUGUUCUUAGCUUUUUUUGGAAAGUUAUAGGGCUAUAAUGUCAAGUACGGAUCUGUACUUGGACCCAUUCUCUUUAAUAUUUUUAUUAGUGAUAUUGCAGAAGGUCUUGAUGGUAAGGUAUGUCUUUUUGCUGAUGAUACUAAGAUGUGUAACAGGGUUGAUGUUCCAGGAGGGAUAAGCCAAAUGGCAAAUGAUUUAGGUAAACUAGAAAAAUGGUCAGAAUUGUGGCAACUGACAUUUAAUGUGGAUAAGUGCAAGAUAAUGCAUCUUGGACGUAAAAACCCAAGGGCAGAGUACAGAAUAUUUGAUAGAGUCCUAACCUCAACAUAUGAGGAAAGGGAUUUAGGGGUGAUUAUUUCUGAUGACUUAAAGGUAGGCAGACAAUGUAAUAGAGCAGCAGGAAAUGCUAGCAGAAUGCUUGGUUGUAUAGGGAGAGGUAUUAGCAGUAGAAAGAGGGAAGUGCUCAUGCCAUUGUACAGAUCACUGGUGAGACCUCACUAGGAGUAUUGUACACAGUACUGGAGACCGAAUCUUCAGAAGGAUAUUGAUACCUUAGAGAGAGUUCAGAGAAGGACUACUAAACUGAUUCAUGGAUUGCGGGAUAAAACUUACCAGGAAAGGUUAAAUGAUCUUAACAUGUAUAGCUUGGAGGAAAGACGAGACAGGGGGGAUAUGAUAGAAACAUUUAAAUACAUAAAGGGAAUCAACACAGUAAAGGAGGAGACUAUAUUUAAAAGAAGAAAAACUACCACAACAAGAGGACAUAGUCUUAAAUUAGAGGGACAAAGGUUUAAAAAUAAUAUCAGGAAGUAUUACUUUACUGAGAGGGUAGUGGAUGCAUGGAAUAGCCUUCCAGCUGAAGUGGUAGAGGUUAACACAGUAAAGGAGUUUAAGCAUGCGUGGGAUAGGCAUAAGGCUAUCCUAACUAUAAGAUAAGGCCAGGGACUAAUGAAAGUAUUUAGAAAAAUGGGCAGACUAGAUGGACCGAAUGGUUCUUAUCUGCCGUCACAUUCUAUGUUUCUAAGUAGCACUUUGCUAUUUCUAAACCAUUUUUUUUUUCAUAAUUAAUUAAAGUUACAUUGUAACACUGAUAUCUGUCAGGAAUCCCUGAAUAACUCUUUACAUGUAUAUAUUUUUUAAAAGAACACAACGCAAGGUAUUAAACUUGGGGUAUUUUGACUCUUUUCAUGCAACCAUUUUACCACCAAUCUAUGCCAAAUUUUUAAAAAAUAAAAUAAUUGGUGAUUUUUUGACACACAUAGCAAUUUAAAAAUAAAUGUACUGAGAACUUUAAGGGUUACUGCCAAAAAAACACCAAUAUGUGUUCAGCAACAUCUCCUGAGUACAGUGAUACCACCCAUGUAUAGGUGUGUCCGGUUCUAUGGGGGCUAAAAGACCUUAUUUGGAGGGUGUGCAUUCCAGUUUUCCAACCUGGAAUUUUCACAGCUGGUCAUCAUGCACUCAUGUCCUAUUUGGGACAUUUUUAAAGCCGGCCAAUGUAAUUUACUUCCAUCAAUCCAUAUAUUUUUGAAAAGUAGACAACCCAGGUUAUUCAAUAUGGGGUAUGUCCAGUCUUUUUUAGUAGCCACUUAGUCACAAACACUGGCCAAAGUUAGCAUUUAAAUUUGUUUAUGUGUUAAAAAUGCAAAAAACUAUUAUGAACGUUAACUUUGGCCAGUGUUUGUGACUAAGUGGCUACUAAAAAAGACUGGACAUACCCCAUUUGCAAUACCUUGGGUUGUCUUCUUUUGCAAAUGGUAUGCCAUCAUGGUGCUAAUUCUCAUUCCUGGGGUACCAUACACUCUUAAAGGCAACAUAACCAAUCUGGAAAAUUUAUAUGUGAAAAAACGGCCUUCUAUUUGACCCAGUAGCUUUCAAAAACACUAUAAAACUUGUACAUGGGGGUACUGUUAUACUCGGAAGACUUCGCUGAACACAAAUACUUGUGUUUCAAAAUAGAUAUAUAUAUAUUAAUAUCAAAAUACACUUAGAAAAAAAAAUACAUAUAUAUUUGUUAUUUUUUAAAAUUCAUUUUACAUUUUAGAUUUAUUUUUAAUUAUUUAUUUUUUAUAAUAUAUAUAUAUAUACACACAAUAUAUAUAGUUAUAUAUAUAUGUGUGUGUGUAAAUUUACUCUAAGUGUAUUUUUAUAUUAAUAUAUGUAUAUAUUAAUAAAAAAAUACACUUCGUAUGAGGUUAUAUAUAAGAGAGAUAUAUAUAUAUAUACAUAUUAUAUAUUAUAUAUAUAUAUAUUUUAAAUUUGUUAACUUUAUUUAUUUAUUUUUUUUAAUAAAACUUUUUAAAAUCUUUUUUUACAAGCAGGGGGGCUGACGUUCAGAUCCCACUGUGGACAUCUAUUGCGGCCAUGUGACCGCUCUUUUAGAGCGGUCACAUGGCCCCUGGGCGUCCUAAAUUGAGCUGAGCCCAGACAGUCCCCCUAAGAAGAAGACCGAUCGCUGGCAGGGGAAUGGUGGCGAUCGCUAAGUACAUGGAGAGGGAGGGAGGGUAGGGGUUAAAAUUACAUUUUUAAAAUUUAUUUAAUAAUUUUUUUAUAUUUACCGAGUGCCUCGACCCCUCGUGUUCUCCGGAGGCCCGACAGUGAGGAGGGUAUUGCAGAGAUGCCUCAACAUCGAGGCAUCGCUGCAAUACCAUUAGAGCUGCUGGAAGCGCUCUAUUUGCCAGCGGACGCAUCAGGUUUGUCCGCGGUCCUUAAGGAACGUUUUUUUUGUCGUAAGGAUCUGAUACGACCGUGGUCAGGAAGGGGUUAUAGGUACACUCUAAGCAUCAAAAUAACUUUAGCUUUAAAAAGCCACUUCGGUUUAUAAAUCAUACCCCUGCAAUCUCAAUGCUCAAUUCUCUGCCAUGAACAAAGUGACUUGCAGGCAUGGCCGGCUUUAGGGGUGUGUGAGCUGUGCGGCCGCACAGGGCACCGUGGAGCAGGGGGCGCCAUGUGACCGACACAGCUUGCACAUGACCAGCCAGGAUAAAAAAUAAAAAUAAAAAUUGCGGCAGGGAUGGAGCGAAACUGAUGGCAAGGCAGGGCUAAAAGUGCCGGAUGACUGCUGCAGGGGAAGCAGGAAGUAGUCCCUGCUUCCCCAACAAACAGUCUCCAGGAGCUGCACUGCCUCCACAAUGAACAAAGGUAACUAUGUGUGAUUGUCAGUGUGUGUAUGACUGUCUGCCUGUGUGUGUGUGUGUGUGUGUAUGACUGUCUGCCUGUGUGUGUGUGUAUGACUGUCUGCCUGUGUGUAUGUCUGUGACUGUUUGCCUGUGUGUGUAUGACGGUCUGCUUCUGUGUGUGUCUGUGUGUAUGACUGUCUGCAUGUGUGUGUGUAUGACUGUCUGCCUGUGUGUGACUGUGUGUAUGAAUGUCUGCCUGUGUGUGUGUCUGUGUGUAUGACUGUGUGUCUGUGUGUGUAUGACUGUCUGCCUCUGUGUGUGUGACUGUCUGCCUGUGUUUGUGUGUGUGUGUGUGCAUGACUGUCUGCCUGUGUGUGUGUGUGUGCGUGAGUGACUAUUUGCCUGUGUGUGUUUGUGUAGCUGUCAUUAUUAUUUUUUUUUACUAAAUUUGUAGAUAUACCUCCAAAGAAAUCAUUCAUGCUUUGUUUUUGCAUGUUUUCUUUGGUAUUAUGUGAAAAACAACACAAAACAAAACAAAAAACAAAACCAGCUUAUAAAAACAGUAUGCCUUCCCCUUGUUUCCCAGCCCAGACAUUCCGUUUGUGCCAGGGAAUACUCCAAUCAGAGGCUUCUCACUGGAGACAUGCACACAUGAUCAUGGCUCUCCUGCCCCUUUUGUUAGCUCUGUAGAGCUAACGGAAGAGGAAACCAAUCUCCCUGACUUUCUAAUUGACAGCAAGACAGGUGUUUCUUCAUGAUGCCUAGAGUAUCACGUCAUAUUGCUUUAAUUAGCAAUGUUUUCCUGCUUGACUAGUAACAUUUUUUUUAUUAGUUGGCAAAUAUUAUGGGUCUUUUCCAGAUCUAGCAAUGCCCAAAUGUUUCAAGAAUAACAUAUAUAUUUAUCUAGCUCGAGAGAGAGAGAGAGAAAGAGAGAGAGAUGUAUAAUUAGUAAUGUUUAAUUCAAUUUAAAGACUUGGCACACAUGCAUAGAUUCAACAAAUUACUUUUACUGGUGCAAGCUGAUUUUCCAAAAAGAAUUGGAAUCUUAUAUUCUGAUUGAAGAAAGGCAAGAACAUUUAUUAUUCCUGGGAAGCAACAUGUAGCUUUCACCUCACUCAUUUUUUAUUAAACACAUAGAAGAUUAAUAGAUGCUUUAGAAAAUUUACUGUUGAGAUCACCAUGGAGAUUUACCAUAGCACAGUAAUGCCAGAAUUAAGGAGGCUUAGUCAUCGCAUCUUCACAGUGAGUCACGGGCAACAUAUGGAACAGCUUCAAGAUGCCCUCCAUGUAUAAUGUAUAUAUUGUCCAUACAAAUCCCUUUCUACACACACUAGUUUUUGGUGCCGAGAUUGUAAAACAAACUAAACUAAAAUGUCUCAGUCUAACCUUUUAUACAGUGCCUGGCAACCUAUCUAGUUAUUUCUUUACAAUACUUUUACCUGUCCAGUACAGUGUGAAGCCAUAGUUACAAGUUCAGUAAUGCUACUUAGUUACCUGUGUAUAUAUAUCUCUACAUGAAGUAUCACAAGACAUUUUCUAUUUAUGUAAAAGUUAAGGGGUCUGUUAUUAGCUCUCAUUCUAGAGAGAAAAAGCAAUGGCAGCUGCAAGGAGAAACAGUAGGUAGGAUCCAGCCAAUUGACCCAUUUAAAUUAAAUCCAUUAUUUUGAUUGGUGUCACAGCUAGGAUUCACAUCUGGUUAAUUAUUGGACACACAAAUGUGAAUAAAGUGGGACGCUCUUGUUAAUUUUAUGAGAAAGAGACCCGCUGAACCUCUUUUUAUUCACACUGAUAAAUCAGAAUAACUACAGAUAUCUUGGAUGGACAGAUCCACAAACACCAAAAACCCUAUGGCCAUACAACACGCCUGGAAAGCUGAAUAUGAUCCCUGCAACUCAUUUCCAGUUUGUCUUCUUUUUUAGACCCUUGUUCUUAUUUGAUGAAAUUCUAUAUUUUCGAAAAUGAAACUAGAACUGCAUUUUAUUUUCAGAUAUCUGUGUCCUGCAGGCUGUGCAAAUAAGAAGGCUAAAGUCUUUGGAACCCUUUUUUAUGACAGUGUAAGUAGAAAAUAAUUUCUUGACAUCAUGCAUCAUGGCAUUGCUCGUUUACACAGAGUUAUGGUGCCAGUUCAUUUAUGGCUAAUGAGGCAUUGAUAAUGUUUAGGAACUCCACUUUCCCAUGAUGUUCACAGGCCCCCCAACUGUCCUGAUUUUGAUUGGACCUUUGCUUAUGGUCCUAUCUCACCGUCCCACCACCUUCAGGGAGACCAAGGAACUGUCCGCAGAAAGCCUAGUGUAAGCCACUCAAUGCAUAGGCUAUACUAUAGAUUGUAAGCUAUUUUGAGCAGGGCCUUCAUCUCUUGUCUCGGUAAUAUUAUGUAUGUAAAUUACUUGUGAAAUAGCUCCAUUUUAUAAUUGUAAAGCACUGUGAAAUAUGUUGAUGCUAUAUAAAUAAUAAUAACUAAUAACUGGAACCCUGCAAAGAGUGCACAUUUUUUUUUUCUCUCUCUAUGGUCUACCCUUAGUGGGCCGGUCUGCUCCAGUAGCAUGCAGCCUGGCAUUUGCCCCCUUUCUGAGCCAGUCCAGCCCCUUUGGGUGACACCAGUGACAAGAUUCAAUUCACUGACACAUACCCUUUAACCCCAUUUCACAGAACAUAGCUUUUGGGGGGUAUGUGUAAAGCCAGCUUUAAUAAAUAUAAAAUAAAAAUGUUUUUUCUAAAGUGUAAAAGCAUUGUACCAUAGUCAAAAAAAGACGAAGAACAGUCUCUGCUGUUCUAGCAAAAAGAAAAACAACCAAACCCCAAAAAAUGUCUACUUUAAAUUCUUAAAGCGACACUAUAAUUACUGACUUUGUAAACCUGUCCCGUAAGAAGAGAUCUAAUGUUCAAACUUCCUUUAGUGCACAGUCUGUUUAAUUUAGAAUUUAUUGUCUUCAACACUGUUAAUAGCUUUCUAGACCCCGCAAGAGCCACCGGAAUGUAAUUCAAGUUCAAUUUACAUAGCAUAAAAACUUUUAAAGAAAGCUACAGCUGAUUAAAAAUAAAACCAUUUUUUCUAUGCAGUCUGUGUCAGUCACACUCAGAGUAGGUGUGGCUAGGGCUGCAUAAACAGAAACCAAAAUUAUUCAAAUCAUAAAUAGCAUGUCAUAUCUUCCUGUCUUCUAUAGAUGUUUGUUUUUGAACUGCAAUAAACUCUAAUACCUUAUUUUCUACAGAUGUCCAGCUUAUGCAGAGCAGCUAUUCACUUUGGAGUUAUCGAUAACAACGGUGGAUUAGUUGAUAUAACAAGGAAUGGGAGGUUACCAUUCUUUGUUAAGUCCACCAGGAAUGGUGUUGAAUCUUUAAGGUAAUAUAUUUGUCUUUCCUUAAUGAUAUACAUAUCUUCUAAUUAAUGUUACAAUAGUGUUUGACACAGUAUUUUUUAUUUUUGCAGUAAAUUUAAGCCAGCUAAUACAUUCACAGUUUCAAAAGUUUCCGGUAAGUAUGAAAGACCAAACUCAAAAUAAAAUGUGAUAUAUAUUGGAUUAAAAAGUCCUUAGUAAACUGUAUGCUAUUUAUAUAUCUCAGUAGGGAGAAAAUAUUUAGAUUUAAUAUUUUUUAUAAUUUCUCUCUACAGUUCAAACUCUUGAUUGUUACUCAACAGUAGCAGACACUUGUCCAUUUAAAAAGCCAGCUGCACAUUGCCCCAGGUAAGAACAUCCAGAAUUCCUAGCAAGCAUCAGGAAAAGGGUGACAUGCAUUUUAACCCAGCUUCCAGAAAGGCAGUGUCUUUAAUAUGAAUAUGUCAUCAAAUAAAAAUAUAUUAAACUUUGGCCCAUUUUAACACCACUGUGGAUAGCAAAUCCAGUAGGAUUGAAUUGAUUCUCUCUCUCACAUUACAAGCCAUGGAAGCAGAUUUAGGUAUUUGGCAUCAAUUAUUUCCUUACGUAAGGGAGAAAUCCAGGUGAAAACUCAUAAAUUGAAGAAUAUAUAUAUAAAUAUUUUUUAACGUUCUUCCUUUAUUGGCAAGUGCUUUAGAUUGGAAAUAACUUGUUCAUACCAUGCUUUUUCCCUCCAGAUUUUACUGUCCCGCGCACUGUAAGAAUGAGCCUUCAUACUGGGCAACAGUAAUUGGCACCAACAUUUAUGCAGAUGUAAGCAAUUUAAUUUUACUGCCUUUAUAUUUCAUGGUAAAUUUAGAAAUUUGUAACUUGCAUUUCUUGUACGGAAGCACUUGUUUAGUAGUUCUCUAAAGGGUUGCUUCAAGCAGUAGUUGUUGAUUAAAUACAUCAGCAUCUCACGGCUAAAGAACUUAUUAUUAUUAUUAUGAUAUUUAUAGAGAGCCGUCAAAUUCUGCAGCGCUUUACAAUGGGUGGACGAACAGACAUGUAGUUGUAACCAGACAAGUUGGACACACAGGAACAGAGGGGUUGAGGGCCCUGCUCAAUGAGCUUACAGGCUAGAGGGAGUGGGGUAAAAUGACACAAAAAGGUAAUGAUAGUAUUAGACUAAUGACAGUUGCAGAAGAGGAAUCAGUCAGGAGCUAUUAACAGUUUAAUGGAUACGCUUUUAUGAAGAAGUGGGUUUUUAACGAUUUUUUGAAGGAGUGGAGACUGGGUGAGCAUCUAACGGAGGAGGGAAGCGAGUUCCACAGGAACGGUGCAGCCCUCGAGAAAUCUUGAAGGCGAGCAUCAGAGGUGGGAGUACGGACAGAAGAUAGACGUAAGUCUUCAGCAGAUCGUAAGGGCCUAGACGGGACAUACUUGUGUAUAAGGGAGGAUAGAUAGGUGGGAGCAGCAUUAUGUAGAGAUUUGAAAGCAAGAACCAGAAUUUUUAAUUGAGCUCUAUAUUUUAUAGGAAGCCAAUGUAGGGACUGACAAAAGGGUGAGGCAUGGGAGGUGCAUGCGGACAGGAAGAUGAGCCUUGCCGCCGCAUUCAUUAUGGACUGUAACGGCGCUAGUUGGGAGCACGUAAGACCACUGAGAAGCGGAUUACAGUAGUCAAGGCGAGAAAGGACAGUGGAAUGGACCAACACCUUAGUCGCAUCUGGCGUUAAGUAGGGGCAGAUGCGCGCAAUGUUUUUUAGAUGGAAAUGACAGGAUUUGGCAAUAGAUUGAACAUGAGGCUUGAAGGAGAGGUCGGAGUCAAAGAGAACACCUAGGCAGCGAGCCUGCGUGGUGGAGCUGAUGGUAGCACCGUUGACUUGGAGGGAGACAGACACAGGAGUAACAACACUUGAGGGAGGAAAGACCAGAAUUUCAGUUUUGGUCAAGUUUAGUUUAAGGAAGUGGGCAGCCAUCCAGUUAGAAACAGCAGAGAGGCAGUCAGACACUAGUCAAGAGGGACGGGGAGAGAUCAGGAGAGGACAGGUAGAUUUGGGUGUCAUCUGCAUAGAAAUGAUUUUGGAAGCCAAAGGAGCUAAUGAGUUUACCAAGGGAGGCAGUAUAGAUGGAGAACAGUAGGGACCAAGGACUGAACCUUGGGGGACACCAACAGAGAGGAGUUGGGGAGAAGAAGCAGAGCCAGAGAAAGAAACACUGAAAGAGCGCUGGGAGAGGUAGGAAGAGCACCAAGAGAGAGCAGUUUCUUGUAGACCGAUAUUGCGGAGGAUGAGAAGAAGCUGUUGAUGAUCAACAGUGUCAAAGCCGCAGACAGGUCAAGGAGAAUUAGGAUAGAGUAGUGACCACGAGAUUUUGCAGCGAGUAGAUCAUUGGAUACUUUGGUCAGUGCCGUUUCCACAGAGUGCUUAGCGCGGAAACCAGACUGAAGCGGGUCUAGCAGAGAGUUGGACUCGAGGAAGUCUGUCAAUCUUGCAUACACAAUUUUUUCAAGGAUCUUGGAUGCAAAAGGCAGUAGCGAGAUAGAACGAUAGUUGGAUGGGGAGUUAGGGUCAAGAUUGGGCUUCUUUAGAAUUUGGGUUACAGUUGCAUGUUUGAAGGACAAUGGAAAUAUACCAGAGGAGAGAGAGAGAUUGAGAAUUUUAGUGAGAAGUGGAGAAAGAGAAGAAGACAGAGUACGGAUGAGAUGCGAUCGAAUUGGAUCUAGGGAGCAGGUGGUGGGGCGGGAGGAUUGGAGCAGAGCAGAAACUUCUUCCAAUGUAGCGGGUGCGAAUGAACAUAGAACAGCAGAGGAAGUAAAGUUAGGGGAAGAAGAAAGAUGAGAUAUCUCUUCUCUGAUUGUAGAGAUCUUGUCAGUGAAGUGAGUUGCAAAGUCUGAGGCGGUCAAGUUAGUAGGUGGAAGAGGAACAGCAGAACUUAUAAUCGAUAUGCUGUGUUAGUUUACAUGUGAAUAAUUGAGGAGGAAAACAAAUUGCCUCUCAAUGUUACCUAAGUACCGUUUUGGUUCUUAUUAUAGAAACAUGUUUCACAGUGUGGCCAGAAUACAAAAGAGUGUACUUUCUACAUACAUAAAUCUGGAAAGAGUGAUUUAUUGUUGGCAACACAACUAAUAAUGUAUACAUGGUCUAAUCAACCAUUCCAAAAUGAGCCUGAUAAUGUUUUGACACUUAAAGGUAAGCUUUAUUCCUAAUGCCAUAGGGUCACCUUUCCUUUUUGUAUGUCCCGUCCCACCAGGGGCAUUAUCAAAAAGGAAAAAAAUAAAAGAUUUACUUAACUUUGUCCAGCCCUGAGGCAUCCUCUGUCCUGCUCACUUCUAUGCCUCCAGCAAUGUCACAGAGGAGGCAUGGCCUCCCCCACCGAUUUCCAAUCCAAUGCCCCUCAGAAAUAUUUAACCCUGCAAUGGAAACAUGGAAAUGUCUGCAUUUCAUAUGAGAAGGAGUGAUCUGGAUGUUUAUAUUGUCCCUUUAAAGUAUGCUUGUCAAUCCUUGGCAAAGACAAAUGGGAGUGCCAAAAUGUUGCCAGAUCUAGAGGUAUCUGGAAAAAAAGCUUACAUGUAGAUAGUGGGGGAAAGUGUUGUUUGAAAGGGUUACUUCAUGCAUCAAACCCACUACAGCCCAUUUUAGUGGUUAUGGUGCCAGGAGUUCCCUGGCCCAGUUCCCUGAUAAUGGGGCAAAUGUAGCAAUGUUUUGCCCCCCCCGUACCUCGGUCCCCGAUCAGAUGCUCUCUGGUGAUCCAGUGGAAAGCUUCUGGCUUCUGCAGAGAUGAAAUUCAUUGGCCUAGAGCGUCAGCUGAACUCUCUCAGCCAAUGACUGCCAUUCGGUGCAACAAAAGUUGCACAAAAUUGACAUUUGCAAGCCCAGAACUCUUGUACACGACUGGCUAAUGACAUCCUUUGACGCUGCCAUGUGUGCAGCAGAGGGAUUAAUCUCUGCAUGUCCAGAGUUUCAGAGAGUAUAUAGACACAUACAAAUUUCAGGCACAUACAAAUUUCAGCAGUUUUAUUUAUUAUAUUGUGUGUGGAAACCAGGAUAGAAAGGGUUACUCUUACCAAAAACAGCAUUUAGUAAAGCACUGUUUUUGGUUGUGUAAGUCUUUGGUCUGUAAAGUACUCUGAAUAAUAAAUAUAAUUUCCCCAUAAACGUUCUCAAAAAACCUGUAUGGUUUCACAAAUUAAAUAGGACCCCAAUGAGAGCAUUUUUUAAUGUCCUGUCCUCUUGCAGGAUGUUCUAGAAAGUAACGCAUGGUGCUCUGUCUUUUCAGUAUCAAUAUAACAAGAUGUUUUGCAGAUCUGAAUGCUCCAGUCCAGCAAAAGCAGCAGAGACGACUUUCCUUCUUGGUGCUGAGCUGUUUUUGGCUCACUUGUUUGAGCACAAAAUUGUUAUAGAUGGAAAAUAAAGAGGAAUUUACAAUGUAUUCCAACUUGUUGCUAGGGCAGCAGCAACGCAGAGUAUAUGUCCAACAUGUCAAUCUUUAGAAUUACUUCCCAUAUGUAAAUUUCAACUCCAGAGCGCUCACUAAGAGCUUCAUUUAAAGGAAAAUCACCAUCAAAAAGCACUGAAAUCAGGAUUAGAUCUAGAUACAGUACCAAGCUUGACAGUCACAGGGUUUGGAAUCUAGCUUUCUGUAUGACUGAAAUUGAUGUGUCUCUAGAAUGUGCUAUGAUUUGCUGCAUCCCUGUUAUAAUUAACUUACGGUCGUUGCUGCCAGUUUACUGAAAGCAGAUUCAGCAACCUAUAUAGAGGCAGACAUAAUGUAUCUCAUUCUGUCAUAGUUUACACAAGCUAAUCUCACACAAACAUCCAGAGUUAAGGAUUACAUAAUUAUAUCACAAUAAUCUAAACCUUAAAGACAUUUGUGAUAAAAUGCAAUGUUCCACUUUAUAACAGCAUGUCCUUAUAGAGCUAAAGAUGCUCAAUAAACAGGACAUUUCACGCUGGCACAGGGUCUUCAGGAGCUAGACUGUGAUGAUGGUAUAUAUUCCCACAGGGCAUGUGGUAUAUCUUUAAAUCAUACAACCGAGGUUAAAUUUAUACUAACAACUAAAUGUCAGUAAUAUGUUCUAUAUGAGGCAAUGACAUGUUCUCCCCCCGAGAUCUCGUAAAAAAUGUCUAAUUUUCAGUAGAGUUCGAAACUAACUCACCAGCUAAGAGUCAUAAAUUGAGUGGCACCAUCCUUGAAUUUGUGCCCUUCAUUAAUAGAGCUGAGAAUCGGGUGCUUUUAAAUACACCCUAGAUAUAACCUUCAACCCCUUAAAGACCAAACUUCUGGAAUAAAAGGGAAUCAUGACAUGUCACACAUGUCAUGUGUCCUUAAGGGGUUAAGGAACAUUUCAGGUACUUGGACAACAUUAAUGCACUCUAAAGCAUUUAACCCCUUAAGGACCAAACUUCUGGAAUAAAAGGGAAUCAUGACAUGUCACACAUGUCGUGUGUCCUUAAGGGGUUAAAGUGUACCUGUCAUAUUUAAAGACCGGGCAAAAACUACUCUCUCCGCCAGGUUUUCUCAUUUUCACAUGCUCCUGUGUAAUAUAGUGAGCACUUGGUUGUCUGUAAAACACUGGAGGUUUAGAAGUAAUACGGUAAGGAGAGCUGCAACACAAGACCACAGCUCCCCUACUACUCCCUUUUAUUAGGCACUAUAGUUACUCUUUCUGGGGAUCAGGAGCCUAAUUUUAAGUAGACUCCCUACUGUUAUACCAGUUUGUCACUGAAGGGAAUGGGGCCCUAUUUAUGGUUUCUUCUAAUCAUAAGAUCUUCCAGAAAGACACAAACUCAUGUGAGAUUAACAAUGUGAAGGGAAAGUUGGAUAUAAUGUACUUCCUUCUCUUGCUUUGUUGUAGGUUUUUUCUUUACCAGUGUCAGGUUACCUUAUGUAUCAGUCAGGAGCAUGUCACAGGCUGCCAUCUCAUUGCAGGGUACUGGGGACACUCCUACUAACGUUCAGCUUGUCCCUAGCGAUUCUCACGCCAACCGCAAUAAACCCGUCUCCAUUUAUGACGCGGCAAAUGAGCCUUGACGUCAUGACGCUAAGAACAUCAUGGCCCGCCAAUGUGUUAGAACAAACAACAUUUUGGGGGAGUGGUUACCUACCUAAGUGAACAUGGUAUUUAAAGAGAAACCAGGGGGAGACUCAUCGCCCUGUUGUGGUUCGUUUGACCCAAGAGCGCGCAAUUCCGUAUUGGUAUUCUUGUAUUCUGACUUUGGCUUCUUUUGACUAUUCCUCCUUCUGUGUUCCUUUGACCUUGGCUAUUGCAUUAUUGUUGAUCCUAUUUCUGGUACCCCUGACCUCGCUAUGCUUUGUGUGUGUAGUGUUAGUCCGGUAUACAUUACUAGUAUUUGCACUCUGCGUGUAGGAUCCCCGAACAUUCCUGACAACCAGGCUUUGAACAGUCUAUAAUAUUUUAUGUUGUAUUUUUCAAAGGGCCCCUCUGACCCUCUCUUCCAUGUUUCAAACGUUUAUAAAGAAACAUGUUGUCCACAUUUCUUUAAUACACUGUAAUGAUCAUAUGAUAUGAUGUUAUGAUAUGUUAUUUAUUGGUCAGUAGCAUUAUGAAGCAACUAUUAAAUGUCUCGUUACAAUUAAACAUUCCUAAAAAAAAAAAAAAAAAGUUUACAAUUCUAAGCAUACAGAGUGCAAGGUUAAAUCUUUGUCUGUCCGUACACUACAUUAGUGAUAUCUAAAUCUUUGGGCUCUGCAGCUUUUGUGAAGUACGUAUCCCACAACAUCUUUCAUACACACUAUGGAAUAUGUCAAAAGAACAAUAAUAGAACCUUUGUUCUGAUUGGCUCUGGAGUCACAAGACUUCAGCAGCCUUUUUUUGUAUUAGUAACAAUUUUUGAGAGCUUAUAAGACAACGGUCACCUUCAAACUAUUUUCGAGUAACCCUUUCAACAAGUUUUGAAAAAAAAAGACAAAAACCUAUUGCUACAUUUAGUAUAGGCUGUCAGAAUAUUCAGCCAUAUACAUGCACCUUGUCGGAUAGUUUUUGAAAACUGAUAAUUCAUCUCUAUAGUCUUUCCAGCUUCUGUGCAGAGAUUGAAGCAGGAAAAACCUCAUAGACCGUCUGUUUUCAAACAUUGUCUGACCCAAGGUGCAUGGAAAUGGCCAAAUGAUAUUUUCACAUACUAAAAGGUAGGGAUAUGUUUUUCGCUUUUAUUUUUACAAAACUUAAUAAAAAGUUCUAGUUUCAAAAUUAGAUGAAAAGAUUAUUAUAUUAAAAAUAGUUUUGAUCUGACAGUUGUACUUGAAAAAUUGUGGUAAAUUCAAGACCGCAAACUAAAAAAAUUAAUGAAAAAACAAAAAACUGUAGUGUAUUCAAAUGGCUCGAUUUAUUGUAGCAUGGUUAGAUGGAUAUAUUGCUAGUCUGUUAGGAAUAUGGUUUUAAAAUGAUUUACGUAAAGACAAUUUUACAUGACAAGUCACUUCAAUAAUUUGGAUGUGAAUAGUUUAUGUGUUGGUGCUAUGGCCUGGGAAAACUGCAUGAAAAUCAAGUCCACGCUACGUAUUACUGGGUCACCUAUGUGGAAAAAGCUUUCCCUGUGAACCAGGCAGAUGAAACAUUGAGAAUCUAUUCCUAGCACACAGAGUUCAGAAGCUGAAUUUAGAUUUACUAGUUAACUGGUUUCAAUGCCGAGUCCUUCCACCUUAUUUUCCUAAUACAGUGUUCUCCUGUGUUUCUGCCCAUGUAUGGACACAAAUCAUGUUGCCAAUUGCCAGUAUACUCAUUGCCAGCAGAUAUGUGAAAUUGAGGGAAAUAAAUGGCAACACAACUGUAAGACCAAUCUACAUCACACUAAAGUUUGCAAUAUUUUACCUCCACUCUGAAAGGGUUAUUGCAUUAGCAGAAAUAACUAUUUACUAAUGUACUCCAGGUCCUUUGCUUACUUAAUUUAUAGAAAAUAUGGUACUGAUUUUAAAAGUUAAUACAAUAUGUAACCACUUAUCAAAUAAUAAAAUCUCUUAUUGUUAGCAGCUAGCUUGCAGGUUUGUUCCAUCGGUUGAUUUUCAGGAAUUUAACAGGAUACAUUAUCUGCUGUAUGGAUGCCCCGAGCGGUGUCUGACCUACAAUGACCUUUCUGAAGGCCUGCGUCAACAGUUUUAUAAUCUUAAUUCAGUUUUAUAGUGUUCAAGCUAAAACCAAAAACAUGACUAAUGCCACGAAAAAUGUUGGAUAGUUUUUACUGUGCCUGGUAAAAUAAUCUGUAUUUUAAAAGUGUUGUAUGUUAUUUUUGAUGUGUGUAAUUGUUUUGGUAAUGUUCUUCCUGUUGCCAUACAUUCAUAAAAUUAUUAAUAAAACUGAAUUAAAACUUUAGGCCUGCAGGCAUUUGCCUUGUUUACACAGUUAGUUAUACAAAGCUGAUAAAUAACAAAUAAAAAUGAUGAAAUCUUUAAUUUAUUCACGUGUUGUGAUAACAGCUUUCAGGUUAGCAGGGAUUGACAUUAUUCACAUAUAUCAGAAGAUUACAAUGGCGUGUGUUGAGCAAGCAAUAUGAAGGAAAUUAAGUGAAAUAUCUUUUAAUUUUGCAGAGUUCAAGUAUCUGUAAAACUGCUGUGCAUGCCGGGGUGAUCAAGGAUGAAGAAGGAGGUUAUGUAGACGUUUUGCCAGUCGAUAAGAAAAACCAUUAUUUUAGCUCCAACAAAAAUGGAAUCAUUUCAGAAAGGUACAACCAUUCCAAGUACGAUAACAACCUAUGGUUUUAACAUAGGUUAGCUUAAAAGGGGGUUCCUCUUUUGUUGCGUGUUAUUGCAGUAAUUAAACCGGGACAAAUUGCUGCAGCUCUAGGGCAAUAUUCCCAGAUGUAGGCGACAUGGGGCGGGGCUAUAUUUCCCUGAAUCUAUACAAGUACUUGUGUGGUGUGUAUGUACACCUCUUUGUAUAGGCUUUCUCAGUUUAUUUGACAGCUACACCUAAAGCAAUGACGUUAUUUUAAGUUAGAGUUAAAGCGGAGUAACAAAAUCUGUUAGAAAAGUGUUCUCUAGGUAUGCAAUAACACACACACAUCUCAUAUCUUCCUUACUUUGACACAAAUACAGGUAAACAAUGUAUCGAUGAAAUACUGCCAGAAGUGUCACCGUCUUAUGUUUGUACAGGAGGCGCCCUACUGACCGAAGGAAAUGUACGGACACACACCACUAUAAGGAGUUUACAUGACAUGUCAGAAAACAUGUGCAACAACACUUAAGUCUAUAGAAGAUUCUGUGAGACCUCAGGAGCCUCCAUAGAUAUUGUCCAAUGAUUAGCAAGACACUGGCAUAUUCCCCCAGACGUUGCUAGUGACGGCUGAGGGACAUGACAAAAUGUAGCUCACUUCUUUGCAUUAUGCAUUUUAGGGGUGAAAGAUCAAAAAAGAAGAAAAGAUUAGGAGUGAAGAAGAAAUAUAAGUACAGUAUAGGGCGACAGAGCCACUUUACAUCUUGGCAAGAAGUCAGUGCCAGUAUUGUGUUUUAUACUUAGCUCUGCUGCAAACCCCCUCUAAAAAAUGUUGCAAUAGUGUAUACUGGGGUAAGGAAAUCAGAACUGACUGCUACUCAAACAAAGCAAUUCCCUUUAAUAUUAAAAUGUAUUUAAAGGAACACUGACCCGUGCCUGGAGUGCCCUUUAAGAUUUUGGCAAAUAUAUUUGUGUUUGAUUGAUAACCUACUAUUUAAAACAUUUUAUGCUGAUUUACAAAACACUGAGCUAUAAAACGGCAGAUUCUAAGUAUUGCUCAAUAACAUACAUAUCAUGAGCAAAUAUAUGUUAACACUUAUCUCAUAUUGCAUUUCAGCUUCAAGAACCGCAAGGAGGGAAAAGCUUUCAGGAUCUUUGCAGUGAAACAAUAAUUAAAACACAUUUAAAUGGACAGUAUCACAAUUGUGAGGACUCUGAGAAGACCAUAAACGUUCCCUCUACCCACUUGAAAGGACAAUGCCCAUCAAAAGCUUUCUGUCACCUUCCCUCUCCACCAUCACUUUCAAUGCUGCUAGGAAGCAUAAUCAAAUUCCAUAAGGAGCUUAAUGACCCAACAAAAGAUGAUUUGAAUUUGGCAAUAUUAAGAGAGCUGAUUGCUCAUUUUAAAUUAGUUUAAGGCAAAGUGGUCUCAGCAGGCCCAAAAGUACGAGCAUGAGCCUUUAAUUACAGUUUGUUGAAUGAAAAGAUUAUUUAAAAGCUCACAAUGUGCUUCAUAUGUCAGACUGAUACCUAGUAAUACGUAGCUUGUGUAGGGGUAAAUCUACAAGUGAUUCUUUGCCAGUCAAAGCCUGAAGAUCUAUUGUUUACCACUCUGUGCCUUAGAUGACAGAAAUGGGUAGUUAUAUAGAAUUAUUUCAAUUAAGUGUUUUGUAUGAAUAUUGUUCUGUUUGUAUAAUUGCCAGUUUAGGUUUUGCCUCUAGGUAUUGUACAUAAUCGCCUUUUUAAGUUUUGUAUUUUUUUUUUUAGAUUAAGGUUUUUUUUUAUACACAGCAGUGCUGGUUGAUUAAUAAUGUCCCUAUUUUGUUAUUCAGAGGAUUAAUAUUAGCCUCUAUAUGGUAUGUGUACAUAGGAAUUUAUCUAUUUUUGUUUUAUACCAUAUGAUAUUCUCUGUAAAUAGUUGCUUCUAUGUACACUCACACAACCCUCUAUACUGCAGGGGUAGGCAACCUUCGGCACUCCAGAUGUCGUGGACUGCAUCCCCCAUAAUGCUGGCAAAGCAUCAUGAGUGGUGUAGUACAAAACAUCUGCAGUGCCGAAGGUUGCCUAUGUAUGCUCUAUAGCUUAGUUCAUCCCAAGUAGGUAAACAGUGAAAUGUUUGAACAGAAAGACUGCAACAUUUAUGCAGGAGCUUAGUCAAAUGGUAAACAUGCAUGCACUUAUUUCCUUUACUGAAGCAUGAGUACAUUUAAUUGAAACCAGAAGGCAUGUCUGUUAAAUAUUUAAUUUGGGUCUCUACUGGUCUGAUUUAUUCAGGUACUGAUUUUGGUGCUGGCUUUAAAUAUCAACAAAUGUCGUUAUAGGAAAGGCAGAAAUUAUUCUAGACUUUUACAGCUGGGAUCUACCUAUUUCUAAUUUCUUACAGAUAAAUGCGAUAAGGACACAUUUAAGGCAGGCUAAGCCUAUAACAUAAUUAUGGAUGAAAUAGGAUUAUUUGGAACUUGUAGUUACAGUUGUAUGAGGGGACACCUAUACGUAGUUGCACAGCUAGGUGUUCUUUUAAUUUCUCCCAAUCAGAAGUGAAACUGCAGAGAUUCCAAACAAAAUAAUCAAUUGUCCACUGUAUCAUCAAAGUAGCUUGCCAUAAAGGACUACUUUGUCUAAUGUAAGAAGUAAUCUUUGGCAAAUGGGAAGAGACUCCUUCGCCACAUCAUGCCACUUCCCAUCAGCUAUCACUAACAGCAGCUGAUAAAAACAGGCAACAUCUUGCGAGAUGUGUCUCAGAUGCCUAGGCACAUGAGAGAAUAUCUAUGGAAGUGUCUACAGAAGAUUCUGUGAGACUGUUUUUGCUAGGUUUUAUUUUGGUUAUUGUGCCAAUAGCAAGGUGAUAUAUCUGCCUUAAACCUGCAUUUAAUUUAGUGUUUUGAAAAUGUAAAAGGCUGUAACAAACUUCUGGCUCACAUAAAUCCAAAAAGCUUUAAAGGAAAACUAUAGUGUCAGGAAUACAAACAUGUAUUCCUGACACUAAAGUGCAUGUGUGGCUGUUUAGGUCCACAGCUCCACAUGGUUCACUUUGAAAAGGUAAUUCUACUCACCCUUUCUAAAUCGCUGUGGCUGACCCUGUCUCCACGAUUGAGAUCAAUUUUGAGGAUCUCAGCCAAUCCAAUGCUUUCCAAUGGGAAAGUAUUGUGGGGCUAUUAUUGGGCAUGAGCAGCAAAACGCCACACUGCGCCAAUCAGCAUCCCCUCGUGGAGAUGCUUUGAAUCAAUACAUCUUUGAAUGUUCAGCACUGACCUAGGAAGCACCUCUAGUGGCCAUCUGAGUGACAGCCACUAGAGGUGUUACUAGGCAGCAAUGUAAACACUGACUUUUCUCUGAAAAGGCAUUGUUUACAUUGAAAAGUUUGCAGGGACAGGCUACAUUAAGCUGCAGUGGUCCUGGUGACUAUAGUAUCCCUUUAAACUGCUUAGACAUGUUAUUUUGGAGCAAAGUUGAGUGGUUUUUUUUUGUUUGUUUUUUUACUGGUGGAAAACCAUUAUUUUCCACAUUAGCAUUUAAACAGAUUCAAUAAAAUAGUACAGAUAUUUUACACUAAGGUGACAUUUCCAAAGUUUUGUAUCCAAUGAAUCAAAGCCCUCCCCCUUUCCUUCUGUUAUAAGUGUCACAAUACAUAUUUUAAUGAUGUUCUCUGAAUACAGAACUGUUUUUUGUCUGUUUCUGCUAAUAUGUCUAUGAACCACAAACCAGGAAAAUAAUAAAUGAUACUCAGUAUGCCAAGGCUUGUAAUGUACAUUCCAAAUAUGACAAAAUGAGACUUUAAGAUCAAGAUUAUAUUUUCUUUUCAUGUUGUUACCUAUAAAAAGGAUACAACCAAGGAUGUACAAAUAUUUGCAAGGUAAAAAACCUGCUAACCAGAUUUACUAUAAUACUUUUAGGGGCUAUUGACCAGAUAUAUCUAAUGAGAACUGUAUAAAAUACCAUUAUUUUGGUAGCUGUUUCUGCAUGGCGCUGAUAUGUAGAUCCGUUCCUCACUCCUUACCUAACCCCUGUAUAUGAAAUCUACAAAUUAAAGUUAUGGGCUGCAUAAUUGUUUUUACGACAGACCAUUUUUAGAGUCACAUUGUCAAGAUAUUCAAGGGACUAACAUUAAAAGCAAGCCUAGUGAGGAUGCUUAAAAAAACUAGGGUUACUGAUGAUGUCCCACUUAAAGCUGCUGACAGUGUAGAUCCUCAUUUACAAAACUUAUUUGUAUAUGUAUAUUUUUUUCAAGCCAUAUUGUGAAUUGGGUUUUACUAAUAGACUGAGAGCAUCAGCUGACCACUCUCAGCCUAUCAAUGUCACCAAGUCGAAGGUUUCCUGUUGCAAGCUUUGGACUCUAAAGGAAGUGGAGGGGGCUUAGCUGAAUAACACUGGACAUAAGUCCUUGGGUUUAAAGCAUUCGAUCAACUAUAUUCUGAUUUAGUUGUUAUGGUGCCUGGUUACUCUGUUAAAGGUAAUGCUACUAUGCACUGUAUUCACAUUGUAAACACCAUCCAGAGGUAAAAUACUGCUAAACAUUGAAUUUGUCGAUCUGACAACAUGUCUUAAACUUGAGAAUUUUCCCAAAAUUAGUAUACGGAGAUACAGAACACACCUGCUCAAAAUUUGUUGCUCUUGAGUUAUUCUUCAAUAAUUCUUUGACAGCCUACAAAAUUGAAUUGGUUCACUUCAUAUCUGCCUCAGAGAGGAUCAUCAGAGAUGUUGUGACCCAAAUCUCCUACUUUUGUGCUAUAUCGCAGGCACUGAAUUGUUAGCGAUCAUGUUGGCUACCUCAGCCUGCCAUUUGGGUUUUUGCUUUUUUUUCUAUGAAAAGAGUCAUUAUUUGCAAUUUUAUCUGUACAAAUGUUCAGUGUAAAUAAUUAUAUAUUAUAUUCACAUAUUGGUAGCAUGUAUUCAUAACCCUCCCGUGCCAUAAUUACAAAUUAAGUUCAAGUGUAUAUUAUCUUUGUCAUUGUGUCCAAAAUAAAAAAUUAAAGAGGAUAUAAAAAUAAUGUGACAUUCAUGAAAAGUUAUUCAAUGUUGGCAAAAGGAAUUGUGAAAAGAUUCCCAUGUAACAUCUACACAUAAUUCUCAUGUCCUUCUGAAUGAUUUGCAGCACUUCAUGAUAAUGAACAAUCAACAUUGAUAAAAAAUAAAUAAAAAAAAUCGAUUUUUAAAAAACUUUAUAACCCAAAGGCUGAUCAGCAUGAAAUAUGGAUUAAUUGGGUAGCAUGAGGCGGGAUAUUCAAGGAAUAUUUCCUUUUUUGUUGUAAAUGAAUUCUAUUAAUCUAAGUUUUUGAAAUUGUGCCUGCAGAGAUAAAAUGCACCUUUUCACAGCAAAUUGUUACAUAAAACACGUUUGGAAAAAAACUUUUGAGCCCAUUGUUAUUCUACUAAUCUAUGUAUACAAAAUGAACACCUUUAAUUUAAGUUUUUCCCCCAAACUUGAGUGAUAAACCAGUUAAACUGGAGAUAGUUCAACUUGCCAUUAUUUCAUAUGUAUCUAUGUAUUGCUAAAGAUAUAUAACGCAAUUAGUUUUGAUAUAACUGUUAAACUAAUCUGAAAAUGUAUUAUCAUAUAUAUUUAAAAAAAAAUAGAAACAAAAAUUAGAAUAUAAAGGAACCGUAUAGGUAAUAAAAAUGCAUAUGCUUGUUUCCCACCCAACA
Pelobates cultripes (western spadefoot toad) is the source of this 42352-nucleotide messenger RNA. NCBI's taxonomy places the organism in Eukaryota, Metazoa, Chordata, Amphibia, Anura, Pelobatidae. The record is from the annotation of a GenBank genome assembly.